Messenger RNA from Leucoraja erinaceus (little skate), 4257 nucleotides. It is a transcript of the gene smurf1, whose product is annotated as SMAD specific E3 ubiquitin protein ligase 1. Gene Ontology annotation, biological process: ubiquitin-dependent protein catabolic process; negative regulation of BMP signaling pathway. The transcript is spliced from 18 exons. Lineage: Eukaryota; Metazoa; Chordata; Chondrichthyes; Rajiformes; Rajidae. Bases 115 to 2436 code for a protein of 773 amino acids. Gene Ontology annotation, molecular function: protein binding; ubiquitin protein ligase activity. The record is from RefSeq and is a predicted model, not a curated record.
UGCCUGCCGCAGCCGCCGUGACUUGUGUCUCGCGCCAGCGCUGCGAGCGUUGGGCCCGGGCUCCGCUCCCUCACGGAUAUAUAUAUAUAUAUAUAUCUAUCUCUACUUAUAUAUAUGUGUAAAUCUAUCUUUUCUCAUUCGUCGAUAAAGAAAUUCUAUUUUAAUACGGCGCGCAGGAAGAAGAGCGGCUCGUUGCUGGGGGGGAAAAAAGGGGGCAUUUUACAAGUAAUGUCGAACCCCGGAGCUCGACGGAACGGGUCAAGCAUUAAAAUCCGGCUGACAGUGUUGUGCGCGAAAAAUUUGGCAAAGAAAGAUUUCUUCAGAUUACCUGACCCUUUUGCUAAAAUUAUUGUUGAUGGCUCCGGGCAAUGUCAUUCGACAGACACAGUAAAAAACACACUUGAUCCAAAAUGGAACCAACACUAUGACUUGUACAUUGGAAAAGCAGACUCAAUUACUAUAAGCAUAUGGAAUCACAAGAAAAUACAUAAGAAACAGGGAGCUGGCUUCCUGGGUUGUGUUCGGCUGCUAUCAAAUGCCAUCAGUAGACUAAAGGAUACUGGCUAUCAGCGGUUGGAUCUAUGCAAGCUCAAUCCCACAGACGGCGAUACAAUACGAGGACAAAUAGUUGUAAGUUUACAAACUCGAGAUCGAAUAGGAACUGGUGGUCCUGUUGUCGAUUGCAGAGGAAUACUAGAUAAUGAUCUACCUGAGGGGCCACUUUUUGAAGAUUCUGGACCUGGAAGGCCGCUAAGCUGUAUCAUGGAAGACACAGUCCCAUAUCCAGACAUAACUGGUGCUGCGGGUGGAGGGAAUUGCCAGUUGAUAGAGUCUCCAAACCAGGAACAGAGACUGCAGGCUCAGCGAAUCCGUAACUUUGGUGUUCGAGUUCAAAUGCACACGCCACAGAGCCGACCUCAUGGACAUCAGUCUCCUGUGCUACCAGAGGGAUACGAGCAGCGAACAACGGUACAGGGACAGAUUUACUUCCUGCACACACAGACUGGAGUCAGUACUUGGCAUGAUCCUCGAAUACCAAGAGAUCUUACAAAUUUUAACUAUGAUGAGCUUGGUCCUUUGCCUUCCGGGUGGGAAGUCAGAAGUACAGUGUCAGGAAGAAUAUAUUUUGUAGAUCAUAACAACCGGACAACACAGUUCACAGAUCCCAGACUGCACCAUAUAAUGAGUAAUCCCAGUCAGUUGAAGGAAUCAAAUCAGACCUUGCCUGCACCACCUGAGGUACCAGUGGAAGAAGGAGAGGGAGAGUGGUCUGUCCCACGAUGUGAGCGAGAUCUGGUGCAGAAGUUGAAAGUCCUGAGGCAUGAGCUUGCUUUGCAACAACCACAAGCAGGGCAUUGUCGUAUUGAAGUCUCCCGGGAUGAGAUCUUUGAGGAAUCAUACCGUCAAGUAAUGAAAAUGAGACCAAAGGACUUGAAGAAGCGUUUAAUGGUUAAAUUUAGAAGUGAAGAGGGUUUGGAUUACGGUGGAGUAGCCAGGGAGUGGUUGUAUUUGCUCUGUCAUGAGAUGUUGAAUCCUUACUAUGGGCUAUUUCAAUAUUCAACUGAUAAUAUCUACACACUACAGAUCAAUCCAGAUUCCGCAGUCAAUCCCGAGCACUUGUCAUAUUUCCAUUUUGUGGGCCGGAUAAUGGGACUGGCUGUAUUCCAUGGACACUACAUUAACGGUGGUUUCACAUUACCGUUUUAUAAGCAGCUGUUAGGAAAACCUAUCCAGUUAUCAGACUUGGAAACUGUGGACCCAGAAUUGCACAAGAGCUUGGUUUGGAUCCUUGAAAAUGAUAUUACGCCAGUGCUUGAUCACACGUUUUGUGUAGAACAUAACUGUUUUGGUCGGAUUAUUCAACAAGAGCUGAAACCAAAUGGCAGAAAUGUUCCUGUAACAGAAGAGAAUAAGCGAGAAUAUGUUAGGCUUUACGUGAACUGGAGAUUUAUGAGAGGAAUUGAGGCACAGUUUCUGGCUCUGCAGAAGGGAUUUAAUGAGCUUAUUCCACAGCAUCUCCUUAAACCUUUUGAUCAGAAAGAAAUUGAGCUUAUUAUUGGUGGGUUGGGGAAGAUUGACAUAAAGGACUGGAAAGCUAACACACGUUUAAAGCAUUGCACGUCUGACAGCAACAUUGUGAAGUGGUUCUGGCAAACGGUGGAGAUGUUUGAUGAGGAGCGAAGAGCACGACUACUUCAGUUUGUAACUGGUUCUUCCAGAGUACCUCUGCAGGGAUUCAAGGCACUACAAGGUUCUACAGGUGCUGCAGGCCCAAGGCUUUUCACCAUCCAUUUGAUUGAUGCCAACACAGAAAACCUUCCCAAAGCACAUACAUGUUUUAAUCGUAUAGACAUCCCUCCUUAUGAGUCUUACGAAAAGCUUUAUGAGAAAUUGUUGACAGCAGUGGAAGAGACAUGUGGCUUUGCAGUGGAGUGAAGUACGCCAGUCCUUUUGAAGCUGUUAGGAACACUACAGAAAGGAAUUUCUGCAAGCAUCAGAAUGAGUGGCGCACUGUGUAACUGAGAGAACUAACAAUUCACUCACACGGGUGCUAUAACUUACGAAUGAUGUAAAGACGCUGAUCGCUCAGAAACUGAAAGGCAGCAGGAUUUCGAAAAGAGGAAACCGGGGAGCUCAAGUAAAGAAGAUACUGACAGACAGAAAAAUGGACCUGUUUCAGUUGUAUCAUACAUUUUUAAGUUGUGUGCUUGAAACUUUAUUUCAAAAACUUUGCACAGUGAACGAUGACAGAUCCUUGCACAUUUCACUUCCUUAUAUUCUUUUAACCAUUCACCCUCAUAAAAAUGGUCCAACGGAAAUGUUUCAUUCUUCCAAAAGCUGAAACUGACGUUUAAAAAUACUGGAUGCUAAACUAGAAAUAGGUAAUUUUCUAGCUUGAGUAUUCCUUUUUUAUCAACUCUUUCAGCGCAGACAGUAACUGUACUUGGUGCGUUUUGAUCAAAUCAGAUUAUUUUUAUCUAUAUUUUGUUAAAAGAAUUGUAUUCCUCAACAAUAUGAUAGGUAACUGUUUUUAGGAAUAUUUACAACAAAUCUUGUUCUAUUGUGAUGAAUCCUUUAAUACUGCAGUCAUGUUUUGGCUCCAAAAUUAACAUUGUAGUCAUGCUCAAAUGUUCGUUUUACGAACAGCUUGAGGUAAGGUAUCCUCUAUUUAUUCCUUGAAUUCCACUUCACAAUGCACAUAAAACAAACAUCAAUUUUUACAGAAUUAAUUUAAAAAUAUGAGCUGAAUGUAUAGAAACAUGAAAGUGUCUUUCAGUACUCAAAGACUGAUCCAUUCGGAGUCCAGCGUUGAAAGAGUUAAUGGAGGACAAUUGACAGACAUUGCUGCUGAGGUGAUUUUUUUUUUUCCCUCCUCAGUCUUACUUUGCUGUAAAUCGGGUUUGUCUCUGAAUCUCCUUGUUCCCUUGCCACCUUUCCCUUAGCUGGGAACCUAUAAUAGCAGACAUCCGUGAAGCACCCAAUCUCAAGAAAACUAGAGAAAUGUGCCAAGUGUGAAACUGGUUUACAUGACAAUUUACGGGCAAGACCAUUCCAAGAGACUAAGCAUAUUAAGUUAUGAAAUUUUAUUAUCAUGAUAUUUACAUCCAUGUUUUAACAAUUUGCUGAAAAGUUUUUGCCUUUUUGUUUCGGGAUGCUGAAUUGAGGUUAUUUUUAAUUAAGUUCAUGAAGGCUUCUGAAGACAUGAAUAAGCAAAAAAGGAAAUUAUUUAAACUGUGUUAGUGCCGUCAACAUUAAGGAAGACUCUGGAACUUUAAACGGGAGCCGUGUAUGAGUUUAAACCAUACAUUGUUAAACCAUACAUUGAAUUCCAUGUUCUUCCGCCCCUUUUCAAAUGAGACAUUUAUUCCUUUUUCUUGUAUUUGAUGACCUUAAAUUGUGUAGAUUUCAAGCUAAUAUUGUGUGGCUAUAAAUCAAAAUAGUUUGAUAACAACAAUGGUGUAAACACUCGUAGAAAUGAAUUCAUUUUUACAUCGGGUAACUAAAGGAAUUGUGACCAAUAUCAUGUCUGUUUUAAUUCCAUGUUAAGGAUUUGAACAAAAUCAAAUCUACUUAUUAGUGCUUUUUCUAUGUCGCUGUUGAUCACUACUGAAAAGUUUAGACACCUGCUCUAAAGAUUCAUUUUGAAGAAACAAUUUUUAUUUUAUAAUCUGGGAUUAAACAAAAUCCCUGUGUUCUACAAAAAUCACAGCUUUCAACUCAUUGCAGUCUCACUGAACCUAAUAAAUCUUGCAUAAA